This is a messenger RNA of Pseudocercospora fijiensis CIRAD86, 777 nucleotides long. RefSeq lists its product as uncharacterized. The record is from RefSeq and is a predicted model, not a curated record. The coding region runs from base 145 to 312 and encodes 55 amino acids. The transcript has a single exon. Lineage: Eukaryota; Fungi; Ascomycota; Dothideomycetes; Mycosphaerellales; Mycosphaerellaceae.
UGGUGUGGGCGCCUGCUGUUGCAUGGCAUGGUGAGAAGGAACAAAUGAAGGAGUGCGAAGAGGCUGGCCAUUGGCGUGCACAUUGAAUCCUGUGUAUGGCGGGAUUUGAAUAUUGUUCGGUAGGCUUCGCCUCUGUUGGUGAACAUGAGCAUGAGCAGGCAGUUGUUGUGGCGGUGGAGGCUGAACGGGCUGUUGCUGGCGAACACUUGGCGGACGUGGCAAGUGUUGUUGGUGAUUUGGCAAAGAGUUCUGUCUGAGCGGUUGAAAAAAGACUGGCUGUUGCAUCAGACCGGGCGAUACAGCGGUCGAUAGGACAGCUCCGCGACUAGAUGCUGUGUCUAUAGAUGCUCUAGACGUCGCCACUGGUCUAUUGCGCAUCGCAGCAAGCGAAUUCUCCGGGAUUGUCGGCGAGUUGUUCUCAUCACUAGGAGCAGGAGACGGCAAUCCAGGCUGAGCACUGGACCGCGCUGAUGCCUCUCCUGACUUGCCGCCAGCGCUGUUCGCAACGGCAAAGGGCAUUGCCGUCAUCGUGGUCGGCUGUGCAAUCGCGGGCGACUCAUAUUGUACCAGGUCCAGUGUGGAAUGGGACUGAGGGACCACGCGAGGUGUAGAAGCGCUCGACAACGGUCGUUCUUGCCCUGACGUCACUCUUGCUGUGUGUGAGGCGGUUGCGGUUGCAGCAGUGACGGUCUCUGUGCCUUCCUCUUCAUCUAUAGUAACGACAUUGGAGAGCGGUGAAGGUGAAGCUCGCGAAAUCGAGAGACCGGCUGGAGUGCG